Messenger RNA from Acytostelium subglobosum LB1, 555 nucleotides. RefSeq lists its product as hypothetical. The transcript has a single exon. The record is from RefSeq and is a predicted model, not a curated record. NCBI's taxonomy places the organism in Eukaryota, Evosea, Eumycetozoa, Acytosteliales, Acytosteliaceae. The coding region runs from base 1 to 555 and encodes 184 amino acids.
AUGAGAGCAGUUGAGAUCAUCGCAACAGCAGCAGCAGUCAAGCAACCAUCACGACUCAAAAAGCCAGUGCCCAGCACCAUUCACAAGGUAAAGACUGAGAAGGUUGAUGAGCCCUCUCCUUACAGUACGCCUCCACAUCCAACAACAUCAACAACCACGACAACCACCUCAACAACAAGCACUGCGGUCAACAACAACAAUAACAAUAACAACAACAACAGGAGAGUCUCGAUCACGUCCUCUAGUCUCAAGGCAACAAAGGCGAUACCAGCAGACUUGACUCCAAAGGUCAUGGCAUCAGUGCAGCACUACUUGGACACAGGAUACCCAAUCAAUAACCUCAACUAUGACCUUGGGAAGGACUUGAAGAACGUGCCCUAUGAGGAGAGAAAUAAACUCAAGAGAGAACUGAUAUCAGAAGCUGGCACGAUGGCGAGACUACAGGCAAUGGACUCGCUCAAACCGAUCCAACAUCACUGGCACCACAGGUGUUGGAGUUGGUCAAGCAAUACUACGACAGCGACAUCGCCUCACAACAGCUGUACAAUGAGUUGA